Molecule: messenger RNA, 420 nt
Organism: Brassicogethes aeneus
Lineage: Eukaryota; Metazoa; Arthropoda; Insecta; Coleoptera; Nitidulidae
Source: the annotation of a GenBank genome assembly
AUGUUAAGAAAUAUAUUAUUUAAUAAUUAUUAUAAAAUACAUCAAAUACAAGUAAGAUUUAAGCGAACAAUAGAUUAUUCAAAAGUACCAGAGUUAUUGGAAAGGGAUAUAUCAGAGAAAUUUAUACGUGGAUCAGGUCCAGGCGGUUCAAAUACAAAUAAAAACUCGAAUUGUGCUUUUGUAAGGCAUAUUCCCACAGGCAUAGCAGUAAAAUGUCAUGAAACAAGAUACCUAGUAGAAAAUCGCAAAAGAGCCAGAAUCGCCCUAAUACAAAAACUAGAUAAACUUAUAAACAAAGAAGACAGCAUAGAUCAACAAAUCAAAAGAAUUCAAGAAAAAAAAAGCAUAAACAAAAAAUCAAAAAGUGAAAAGCUCAGAAUGCUGAAAUGCAACUGGAAAUUGAAAGAAAAUGUAGACUAA